Messenger RNA from Strongylus vulgaris, 336 nucleotides. NCBI's taxonomy places the organism in Eukaryota, Metazoa, Nematoda, Chromadorea, Rhabditida, Strongylidae. The record is from the annotation of a GenBank genome assembly.
AUGACUGCUGGAACUUUUUCAGGGCCUACAUUCGCGAUAAUUACUCACGAGUAUCCUGAACUUCUUGAUCCGUUAGUGACUGUGUGUGAUGUGUUUGCUCGAAUGGCACCGGACCAAAAACAGCAGCUCAUCAAUUGUCUUCAAGAAGUUGGUUAUACGGUGGCAAUGUGCGGCGAUGGUGCAAACGACUGUGCAGCUUUGAAGGUAACUGUUAGGGUAAUUGCUGAUUUUUGUACUCAUGAUUUGUCUCUUAGGCGGCCCAUGCGGGUAUCUCGCUUUCUGACGCUGAAGCAUCUAUCGCAGCGCCGUUUACUUCAAAGGUUAUCAUUUUACUAA